AAUAUUUUUAUUAUUGUAAUGUCUGCUAACGUCGAUCUGAAGGUGAUGUGUACUGCUGAUUUCCCCUAUGAAUAAACAAAAAUUAUUGGGCUACAAAGAAUGCUUCUUUCUAAUAACAGCAGCGGAAUUCUAGAAAAUUAACCUCUAUCUUAUUGGAUUUUUAAAAAAUGAUAUUUGAAGCUUAUGAAGUCAGAAGAACCCAAUAAAAUAGCUUACUAUGUUGGAAGAGACUGCCACUGAAAAUGGCAAGUAGGAACAUUGCCAGUAUGCAUCUGUUCCUGGAGAUGAAGACAAAAUUUCCUGAUUUGCCAGAAGAAUUGUUAAGGAAUCAUGUGCCACUUUAUGCACAAGAUCAAAAUAAGUGUAUCAACCUUCUGCAAAAGCAGAGCAAAAGUCACUUUCACUCCAGUCAACCAUUUUCAGAUAUCCAUUCAUCUGAUAAGAAAACAAAAUCAAAGAAAAAUGUUAUUGUAGAUUUGAACUCUAAUCAAGAGAUCAAAACUUCCAAUUUGAAUGCCAUUAUCAGGCAGAACAACAAUAGCAAUCAAGAAUAUAUUGAAAUAGAGAAACAUAAUGUUUCAUCUCAAGCAUCAGAUACAAAAGUUUCUCAUAAAAGUGAACUCCAACUACCUAAAAAUCCCCUAUCCAAAUCACCAAAAGAAUCUUUCAAACCUGAAGUCAAAUCAGCUCCAGUUGUUUCAAAUCAUGAUAGACCAUUUAAAGAUAUCUAUAAAAAUAUGCCAGUUUCUAGUCAUACAAUAAUGUGCCAUAUGCCCAUUGAUAAAAAAACUGACAAUCGUAUGAUGUUUUCUACAACAAAGGAACACACAGUUCUACCUGUAGAAUCACCAAGAUCAAAAGAAUCUUCUAGUGCAUCAAAUUACUCUGAAAUUCAGCCUUCUAAAGGGCAUGCUGUAAGUUUGAGUAUAACUCCUUCAUUCCCAUUUGCACAACAACAAUUGAAUGUCUAUGGCAGUUCUGUGUGCACAACUGCUUCUCAUUCUUCAAGACCUGGUCGUCACACUACUUCAUUAAAUCUUCAAUUGCAGCCUCAAUCUUCUGAUGCAUGUCCAGUUGAAAUAUCAACCAUUCCUACUAAUGUUGGAAGCCCUUGCAAUUACAGAGAUUUUGGCUCCCAUCUUCAAAUAUCUGUUGGUUCUCAAGGUGCAACCUUCACAGCUCUGCGUCUGCAAAGACCACAUGUUUCUCCUACUCAGUCAUCAACAAAUCAACUUCCUGUAACAAGUCAAGCUUCCUUCAAUGUUUCUCACUCAUCUAGUCAUGCUCAGGAUUCUAAUGAAUCAAAGUUUCCUACUCAUUUUCAACAAGUUUCCAAUUCUGUUAAAGAGAAUCUUGAACUUUUUGAUACUGUUGAUAAAAACUUUUCAAAAGGAGUUAUUGAUAAAGAUCAUUGUAUCAAUGAUAUUAAUCAUAAUUUAAAAUCUGAAGAAAAAAUCUCAAGUAAAAAUUUAAACAUGGAAACAAAUUUCCUUCAUGGCUAUCAAGCAUCGCCUAAUUAUAUUCUUGAUGUUAAGAAUCAUCAGAAAGCUCGACUGAAUUCAGUUCAAGAAGAAUUAAACAAAGAAAAGGCCAUAUGCUCAGAUUUGAAAUUUGAAAUAAAUAAAUUAGAACAAGAAAUUGAAAGAAGACAACAUGCUGAAAAGAACUCAUUUUCAUAUGCAGAAAUGUUAAAAAAAUUGAAGGAGGAAAAUAGAAAACUUGCUCUAGAAUGCAAUAAUUUAAUUAUGGAAUAUGAUCUUUGUAGUAAAGAUCAGACUCCUAUUAGUGCCACAGAUGAAGAUUUUUAUUCAAACAUAUUUACGGGACCAAAUGAUGGCUUGACUUGUAAGUCAGGGAAAAGUAAGAAACAUGAUUCGCAAUCUCAAGACAAAUCAAAGUCUGAAGAUGAUGAAAAUAGUUCGUGGAAAUGUAAAAGUUGUACUUUUGUUAAUCAUCCAGCCUUAGAAAAAUGUGAGAUGUGCGAACUUCCAAAAGGCUUUGGUUAUGCAAAGUAUAACUCAAAUUAUUCCACAACAUCACACUUGCGGCUUAUGCCCUCAACAGAGGGUCAACCUCGAAGAGCCGUGGGUAGUGUCCAAAUAAAAGUUACAAGACGAAUACCUUCUAAUUCUAAAAGUGUUAAAUUACAACUGACUCAUAGAAUGCCUAGAUAGUAUUUCUUGUUCAUUAUAAAUUUCAGUGAAAUAUGUAAUUGUAAAAUAUUGUAUGAAAUUAUCUUUCAUACAUGUCUGCUUAAUUCUAGUCUGCUUAAUUCUAGUCUGGAGGCUAUAUUUAUAGCUGUGAUAUAGGAUGAUUUUUGCUUAGUAUUAAUUUUGAAGUUUAAUUUCUAAUCACA
This is a messenger RNA of Argiope bruennichi, 2356 nucleotides long. Its product is annotated as TGF-beta-activated kinase 1 and MAP3K7-binding protein 2-like. The record is from RefSeq and is a predicted model, not a curated record. The transcript has 8 exons. Lineage: Eukaryota; Metazoa; Arthropoda; Arachnida; Araneae; Araneidae. The coding region runs from base 243 to 2174 and encodes 643 amino acids.